AUGGGUGGAACUUCUUCCUCAUGGGUUGUGGUUCUUGAAAAUGACUGGGAUGUACUGGACCUAACACUUCUUCGAAAGCCCUGGACACCCACGGGCAACGACCAGUUCUCCCAGUUUUAUGCAAUUAUUUCACUGAGCAAGAUGCUAUCUACAGUGCAAAAGCCUGUGCUUUUUAUCCUUGGCCACUGGGUUGUCGCGACAACUUGCCUCCAACCUGAGGGAGUGUCCGUGCCAUCUGUCAAUUCAAAGAAGCCUCUCCGUUUGGACACAAGCAAAUGUUCUGAUGUUGCAGUGCCACGCAGCUCUGGCAACACUCCUCUGUUGAUAGCAAGUGAGAACUACAAGCAGCACCUUGGGGCGACGUUAUUCUUCGAUCUUUCUUGCGAUAAACACGUGAUUGGGGCGUUCCUAAAAUCGUUGAGUUGGGUUUUCUGUCAUGAGUCCAACUUUCUUGCAUAA
This is a messenger RNA of Opisthorchis viverrini, 459 nucleotides long. RefSeq lists its product as hypothetical. NCBI's taxonomy places the organism in Eukaryota, Metazoa, Platyhelminthes, Trematoda, Opisthorchiida, Opisthorchiidae. The record is from RefSeq and is a predicted model, not a curated record. The transcript has a single exon. Bases 1 to 459 code for a protein of 152 amino acids.